Dalotia coriaria is the source of this 3358-nucleotide messenger RNA. RefSeq names its product transcription termination factor lodestar (gene lds). The transcript is spliced from 8 exons. The record is from RefSeq and is a predicted model, not a curated record. Gene Ontology annotation, biological process: DNA repair. The coding region runs from base 142 to 3231 and encodes 1029 amino acids. Gene Ontology annotation, cellular component: nucleus. NCBI's taxonomy places the organism in Eukaryota, Metazoa, Arthropoda, Insecta, Coleoptera, Staphylinidae. Gene Ontology annotation, molecular function: ATP-dependent chromatin remodeler activity; ATP binding.
UAGCGUGCACAAUUAUUUUUGAAUUUCUAACCUGAAUAUCGGUUGAACUGGCGCCAACUGACAACAGGACACAUUUUUAACGUUUUUAAUUCGUCACGUGUGGAUUUUUUAAGAUUUUUACUGCUUAAACCUUAGAAAAGUAUGGAUUCAUAUAGAGACACUACAAUCAUCUCAGAUGAUGAAGAAUCUAGUGUUGAAGAUCCAAGUGAAGAUGAUUCAGAUUCAGAAGUUGUCGGUGCUACAAACAAGUUUAGAAGGAUAAAGCGGAUUAUAUCAUCAGACUCUGAAAGUGAUGAAGAUAAAGAAAAUGUAAACUUAAACUCAGAAAUUAAUAAAAAAGAUGAUGCUAAAAAUACAUCACAAGCAGCUAAGGUUGAAAAGUCAUUCAGGGGUAAAACAAGUUUAAGUAGAAAUUCUACUCUUUCUAAACCUAAUUUAAUAACAGAAGAAACUGAAGAAAAUGAAGAAGAAACAGAAGAAAAUGAAGAAGAAUCAGAAGAAAAUGAAGAAGAAACAGAAGAAAAUGAUGAAGAUGCAGGAGAAGCUCAUACAGAUGAUAACAAUGAAUUUAAAGACUUUUUGAUUAAUGACAAAUUCAACUCCACUACUUUUGUUGAUGAGUUUCAAUUGAAAAGUUUUCCAGUAACUCCUGCUCCUCCUUUGCCAGAGGAGGAAGAGGAACUCAUGCAGUCAAUUUAUGAACAAGCUACUUUGAUAGAACCUUCUGUGACUACUAAUUCACGUCGAUCAAGUAGGAUUUCAGGCACAUUGUCAAAUGUAAAAACUGAAUGUAGUGAGGAAAUAAUUAAUUCCACUGUUGAAUCAGUAAAAGUAAUAGAGGAUUCUGUAGAAGAGAUCAUUAUUAGUGAUUCUGAUUCUGAGGCAGUUUCACCACAGAAAAAUUUAAUGUUUAAAAAUAUGACUCCAAAAAUUAAUACAACUAUUCGGCAAAUGACUCUGCCGCAAAUGUUGAAAAAGGAACCAUCAUUGGAAAACUCAGCAACGAUAGAUUCGCCGGACAGCAGUCCUGUCAAGAAACAGGUUUCUAGGAUGGAGUAUGUACAACUGAAGCAAAACCUUGAAGCGCUUAAUCUUGAUAAGCGCAAGUUAGAAAUGGCUUUGCGAACUAUUCAACUAGAUAAGUUACCGGACAGUGGCCGCGCAUUGCUAAACAAACAAAACGAGUUUGAAUUGAAGAUUAAAGCAGCACAAGAUCAACUGUCGCAAGUGGAAAUAAAGGACGAGCCGCCACCACCAUUAACAUGGGGUGGUAUCGAGGCUGGAACAACUCAAGUACAACCGCGCACGUUUGGCAAACAAGCUAUGCAAACAUAUAACACUGAAAAAUCGCUCACUCUCGAUCGUUUACAAAAUUUACAUGGUUCAUUGAAAACCUGCCCGACGCCUGAAACUUUGGCGGACGAUCCCAAGGGACUGAAAGUAGAAUUAAUGCUGCAUCAGAAGCAUGCACUGGCAUGGUUACUCUGGCGGGAACAACAGAAACCCGCUGGCGGCAUUCUCGCUGACGAUAUGGGUCUUGGUAAAACUUUAACUAUGCUUUCCCUGGCAGUAGCUCAUAAUGAGCUGAAUAAAACAAAGGAGGAGUCUGAGUCAGAGGACGAGAAUGAAACUGAAGAGGAGCAAAGGCAGUUUAAAUACAAUGGAGGAACUUUAAUUGUUUGCCCUGCCAGUUUGUUAGGUCAAUGGGUAAAUGAAAUCAGCGAUAAGUUUGAAUCUGGAACGCUUUCAGUAGAAACAUAUCAUGGGGCUAAACGAGAAACAAAAGCGAAACGUUUGUCUAGGUAUGAUGUGGUUGUUACAACGUAUGCGAUUUGUCAGUAUGAAGGCGGGUCGGAUACGCCGCUUUAUCGCGUAAAAUGGGAGCGCAUUAUUCUCGACGAGGCUCACCAGAUUCGUAAUCAUAAAAGUAAGACUUCCCUCGCCGUAUUUCGUCUCGGUGCUAAACGCCGUUGGGCGUUGACAGGCACACCUGUACACAAUAGGGAGAUGGAUUUAUUUGCAUUAUUGAAGUUUCUGCGCUGUUCACCGUUUGAUGAUGUGGCCAUUUUCAAGCGUUGGAUUUCGACAAAGAGUGGCGGUGGUCAUCAAAGGUUGCACACUGUAUUAUCGUCCAUGUUGUUGCGUAGGACCAAGGAACAAUUGAAAGAAAUGGAGCAAUUAACGUGUCUGCCGGAAAGAGAAUGGCAAUUGGUCGAAAUUACUAUGGACAAGGAUGAGUUGGAAGUGUAUCAGAAAAUUCUUCUAUUUUCCAAAACACUGUUCGCGCAAUUUUUACAUCAACGCGCUGAAAAGAACGCCGACGGAAUGGAUUUUAAUACACCCAAACUUAACGACCCUAGCAAUGAAUAUUACAAAAUGCAUAAGAAGUUGGUUAUGAUGAACAAGCUACCAGAGGUAAAGCAAUCCGAUAUUUUGGUCUUACUGCUGCGUUUGCGGCAGAUUUGCUGCCAUCCGUCCUUGAUCACCGCCAUGUUGGACACUGUGAGUGAUUUAGGUGAUGUUGAGGGGGAUGCAGAUAUGUCCAUGGACUUGCUCGAUCAGCUAAACAAGUUGAAUAUUGAAGAUCACGAUGAAGGUGCACCUGAGAAUGCAUUGGAUACAGGCGGAGCCAAUGCUGGAAUUGGAUUGGCUGAGGCUUCACGUAAUUUGCUGAAUCCUUCAAAUCCUGUAUUUGACAAAGGACGCCAAAGCGCAAAAGUUCGCGAGGUAAUUAAGGUCAUACAAGAAAAGAUCAUUCCUGUGGACGAUAAGGCAAUUAUCGUUUCGCAGUGGACCUCGUUGCUCCAUCUAAUGACACCACAUCUUGAUGCAAUGGAUAUCAAAUACUGUCAUCUGGACGGCACCAUUCCAGUAAAAUCUCGCAGUGAAAUUGUAAACAAUUUUAACAACCCGAAAUCAGGCGUACGGAUAAUGUUAUUGUCUUUGACGGCUGGAGGAGUCGGUCUUAACUUGGUUGGUGCGAACCAUCUCUUUUUCUUGGACUUGCAUUGGAAUCCACAGUUAGAGAUGCAGGCGCAGGAUCGAAUUUACCGUGUGGGUCAGCGCAAGAAAGUUUUUGUCUACAAAUUUAUGACAGUGGAAACUAUCGAACAGAGAAUAAAAUGUCUGCAGGAUAAGAAGAAGGAAAUGGCAGAGGCUAUGCUGAAGGGUGCCAAGAUGCAGCAUUCGAAACUAUCAAUGGAUGACCUGAAGAUGUUGUUUAACAUGUGAUCCAUAAGAAAUGUAUAAGUGAAAGUUUUUAUAAUAUAAAUAGUUUAAGAUAUCCGUGAUUUGAUAAUUUUAUAAUUUAAGGUGUUUUAUAUGUACAAUUUGAAAAUACAGCCAGUUUGGAAGUGUA